AUGUCGGAUAAGGAAUUUCUGGAAAGCGGAGAGCAAGAAGGCAUAUGUCCUAGUUAUUUCUGGUACUUGAUAGGUAGUUUCGGUAUCACGGCGAUCAUUGUUGUGUUUCUGAUUGCUUAUUUGAUCAUGUAUUCCAAUCAUUUCAUAUGGGCUUUGCGACGAAAUCCAAAACCGACCAUAAAGAGGAAAAACAAAAAUAAAACAAGCAAAGGCUCAAGCGACAAAGGUGAAUCAACUGCGGAGGGAGUUUAA
This is a messenger RNA of Loa loa (African eye worm), 252 nucleotides long. RefSeq lists its product as hypothetical. The transcript is spliced from 2 exons. The record is from RefSeq and is a predicted model, not a curated record. Bases 1 to 252 code for a protein of 83 amino acids. NCBI's taxonomy places the organism in Eukaryota, Metazoa, Nematoda, Chromadorea, Rhabditida, Onchocercidae.